Messenger RNA from Cercospora beticola, 1521 nucleotides. RefSeq lists its product as uncharacterized. Lineage: Eukaryota; Fungi; Ascomycota; Dothideomycetes; Mycosphaerellales; Mycosphaerellaceae. The record is from RefSeq and is a predicted model, not a curated record.
AUGGCCUCUACACCGAACUACUCCGUCGCUCUCACGAGACGAUACCGCAACCUUCAGCCCGAGGUGAAGUGCUGUAACGAGUGCAGGCUGCGGAGGAAGGUCGAUCCGAUUUCUGGACAUUGUACACAAUGCGCCGCUCGCCAGAGAAGUCAGAGAGAGUCGAGCAGCUCGACGUCGAGUGGAGAGAGCGACAGGACGAUCAUCUACACCAUCGAUCAGCGAUCUGUUCAGCGUAACCAGUUACUGUAUACGUUUCUACAGUCCUACUUCCCUUCGGACCCGGAACCUGAAGUAUGGCUCGCUCGUCAUAUGAGCCCGCUGCUCGUCUUACCGGAGCUCGAUUUGUCCAGUCCAAUGAUGAGCGCAGCGAUAGACACACUCUGUUUAGCCCAUCAUGGCAGAAACCAACGAGAUCGGCAACUAGUAUAUGCGUCGCAAGAUGCUUACGGAAAAGUGCUGAAUUCCAUGCGAAAGGCUCUGAGUGGCAAACCUGCUUCGAGGGCCACUUCGCGCGAAGUCAUCGCCAGCUGCCUGCUGAUGAGUGUGUACAAUGACAGCAUACCCGGGUCGUCGAGCUUUAACAAUUACGCGACGCAUCUCUUUGGCGCCGCGCAAUAUGCCCAGGCUUGUGGACCUUCUUGCUUGGAUCCUUCGGAGCCCUUUGAUCAGAAGUUGCUCAUGUGGUUGCGGUUUCAAUCCUUGUUUGUUUGCGUUGCAAGACGGAAGACAUUCUUUUGGAGCUCGCAUGAGUGGAGGGCGAUGGAAAGUCGAUUUGAUCCUGGAGGCUCUCGGUCAUGGUAUCCUUUACUGGUUCCACUACCAGGUCUUCUAGAGCUCGCGGAUCGAUUGCUCCGUCAGCCUGGACGUGCGGCGCCGCAAGUCCGCGCUGCUCUAGACCUGUGUCGAGAUCUGGAUACUUUUCGAGAGAAACACCAUGAAUGGGCUGAAGUUGAUUUUGCCGGGAAACCUAGUGUUGUUUACGUGACAGACCCCGACGACUUCGACAUGGAGAUCGAAGAACACCUGUUCAUGACCACUAGCAGUACCUUCACAUCCUUCUAUGCGUUUCAUGACGCGGCCCAUGCCAUGAGGUGCAUGGUGUCUUGGUUCAUGGCUUUGGUUUCUGAUUGCACUCUUCUCCGCUUACUGGCGGCGUAUCCGAGUGCCCCGGACUACAUCAAACGCACUUCUAAGGAGGUUGAACAGAAAGCCUUUCAGUCUGCUACUGAAAUUUGCCGCAGUGUGUACUACUACAGCAUGCUGAAUUCGCUUGCGUACGCUCAUCUGCUUUGCGUUGUUAUCGAUCUCGUUCAGGCUUUCUUUGAAGAGUUUGGCUCGGUGCGAGAGGCGGGUUGGUGUCAGGCUUGUCUGAUUGCUACGAAUAUGCGGAUGCAGAGAGUGCGGCACCAAAGACAUGAAACGUUGUGCAGGGUCGGAGACUUGAACGGAGCGUUCACGAAGGCUUGUCGCUAUCGGACUAUGCCGGUGGCCGCGACGAGUGAGAGCAGUAUUCCGGGAUGA